Zingiber officinale is the source of this 1885-nucleotide messenger RNA. RefSeq names its product probable 26S proteasome non-ATPase regulatory subunit 3. The transcript is spliced from 9 exons. Lineage: Eukaryota; Viridiplantae; Streptophyta; Magnoliopsida; Zingiberales; Zingiberaceae. The record is from RefSeq and is a predicted model, not a curated record. Gene Ontology annotation, biological process: ubiquitin-dependent protein catabolic process; regulation of protein catabolic process. The coding region runs from base 213 to 1679 and encodes 488 amino acids. Gene Ontology annotation, molecular function: enzyme regulator activity. Gene Ontology annotation, cellular component: proteasome regulatory particle, lid subcomplex; proteasome complex.
CGGGUAAUUGUCAAAUCCGAUCAGACCAGAACGGAGUCAUACUCGACCGCUUCCCGGUUCACUCUUCCUCCGGACGUCGCACAUUUGAAGAUCGUAAAUAUGGGCACAGAGGGGCUGCAGCCGGCGGGGAGAGUUACCUGGGAAGAAAGCAAAGGCUCAGGCUAACCUAAACGUUGUCUGCUCCGCCCCAUCCUCCUUUUCUCGAAGGAAAGAUGACUGCGGAUGUCGAGAUGAAGGAGGUCCAGACGUCGUCUAACUCUGUUGCAUCCGCCGCCGUUCCCUCCACUCUUCAACAUUUGAAGGAGAUCGCUGCGCUAAUUGAGACAGGCGCGCAGGCCAAAGAGGUGCGGCGCGUCGUGCGGGCGGUACGGCUUACGAUGAUGCUCCGCCGGAAGCUGAAGGCGCCGGUGGUUUCUGCUUUUCUUGGUCAUGUCCUUACCCCGGGGUCAGAAGCUUUUGCUAAGCUCUCAUCGUUUCUCCCGAAGGAAAAUGAGAGUGACAUGGAGGUGGACACAACUGCUUCAUCAAUCCAAACUUCUGCCAAGCAUUCUAUACCAGAGAUAGAAAUUUACUGUUACUUGCUAGUUCUCUUAUUUCUUAUUGACCAAAAGAGAUAUGAUGAGGCUAAAGCAUGUUCUUCUGCCAGCAUUGCUCAACUAAGGAACAUGAAUCGAAGAACUGUGGAUGUUUUAGCUUCACGCCUGUACCUCUAUUACUCAUUCACUUAUGAGCUCACCAAUAGCCUUGCUGAAAUUCGUGGGACCCUUCUUGCCUUGCAUAGAAUGACAACCUUGCGACGAGAUGAGCUGGGUCAGGAAACCCUUCUGAAUCUUCUACUUCGCAAUUAUCUCCAUUACAAUUUGUACGACCAGGCAGAGAAGUUGAGGUCAAAAGCACCACGUUUUGAGGCACACUCAAAUCAACAGUUCUGUCGUUAUCUGUUCUACCUUGGAAAAAUACGAACAAUUCAGUUGGAGUAUACAGAUGCUAAAGAGAGCCUCCUGCAAGCUGCUCGGAAAGCUCCAGUCUCUGCUCGUGGUUUUCGAAUCCAGUGCAGCAAGUGGGCUAUUAUUGUCCGAUUACUGCUUGGUGAGAUCCCUGAUAGAACUGUUUUUAUGCAGAAAGGCAUGAAAAAGGCAUUGUCUCCAUAUUUUGAGCUUACUAAUGCUGUCAGGAUUGGAGAUCUGGAGUUAUUUAGAACAGUCGCUGAGAAAUUUUCUGGGACUUUCAGUUCAGACAAGACUCACAAUCUAAUUGUCAGAUUACGCCACAAUGUUAUACGGACUGGAUUACGCAAUCUUAGCAUUUCAUACUCUCGGAUUUCCCUUGCUGAUGUAGCUAGAAAGCUGAGAUUGGACUCUGCUAAUCCUGUGGCUGACGCCGAGAGCAUUGUUGCCAAAGCUAUUAGAGAUGGGGCAAUAGAUGCAACCAUAGAUCAUGCUGAUGGAUGGAUGGUAUCCAAGGAAACUGGAGAUGUCUACUCCACCAUUGAACCCCAGAUUGCAUUCAAUUCCAGGAUUGCCUUCUGCCUCAACAUGCACAAUGAAGCUGUGAGAGCCCUUAGGUUCCCGCUGAACUCCAACAAGGAGAUGGAAAGUGAAGAGAAGAGACGGGAGAGACAGCAGCAAGAGCAGGAGCUUGCUAAGCACAUAGCGGAGGAAGAUGAUGAUGAUUUCUAAUCAAGUCAAAAAUAAUUCAGAUGCUAUACGAGACUUUUCUGUUCUUGAAAUGGCAGUAAUGGAUAAGAAUGUGCUUUAUUUAUUCUUCUCAAAUUGUCAAAAUGCUCGAUUCAUGUUUUGUUCCAUCCAGAGAUGUUUCAUUUAACUGAAAUGGCUGUGUGAUGGAUUACCCUUUUAGUUUAUCUGUUCAUUGCAUUUGAUUUGAA